This is a messenger RNA of Striga hermonthica, 699 nucleotides long. Lineage: Eukaryota; Viridiplantae; Streptophyta; Magnoliopsida; Lamiales; Orobanchaceae. The record is from the annotation of a GenBank genome assembly.
AUGUCGGAGCCGGAGAAAAUGGAGGCGAUCAAGAGAGCGUACGCGGAAAUGAUUCUCAACACGGCGAAGGAGGCGGCGGCGCGUGUGAUGGCCGCCGAGCUGAGAUCCCGGCGAUUGGAGCACGACUUGGUUUCCACAAAAGACGAGGCCGCUCGAAUGCUGCUUAAUUUGAAGCAAUCGAUCGACACAAAGACUAAGGAAGUGGAGAUUACAUCACUGAACCAAAGGAAUAAAAUUCAUGAGCUGGAAUCUCAGCUAAAUGAAGCAGAAGGCAUCAUAAUAGACCUCAGGGCUGAACUUAACUGUGUGCACGAGCAACUUGACGAGACCAAGAACAAAAAUCUGCAUAUUUCAAGACAAAUUGAAAAUGCAGAAACAUUGGAAAAGAACAUUCUCAAUCGAGAGUGUCCCUAUCAAUCUACACAUAGUGUGAAAGUCAAUCCCGAUUUGACCAUUGCUCGGGACAAUUCAAAUGUAGUCACUAAUUCGACUGGUAUUGAGAAUGCGAAUGCUGUUACUGGUUCACAGGCUGUGGAAGAAAGAGAUAAGUGUGGGGAAAAUGAAGGUAUUUCUAUAGUCCGUAGAAGUUCAAGAAAGAGAAAAAUUAAGUUCUUGGACGAUUUUAUUACUGUGUGUGGAUUGAGGAAAAAGUGUGUAAAAUCUGGCGAGAGUCUGAUCAAACCGGAAGAUGGAACUUGA